Molecule: messenger RNA, 1332 nt
Organism: Brettanomyces nanus
Lineage: Eukaryota; Fungi; Ascomycota; Pichiomycetes; Pichiales; Pichiaceae
Exons: 1
Coding region: 1-1332 (443 amino acids)
Biological process (GO): polyphosphate catabolic process
Cellular component (GO): cytoplasm
Molecular function (GO): endopolyphosphatase activity; phosphatase activity
Source: RefSeq, a predicted model, not a curated record
AUGCCGAAUACAGAGGCUACUCCAUUGCUUGAAGAUGAGUUGGGUGAUCAAUGGGAAGAUGACUCUGUUGAUUAUGGACUCAGGAAUAAUCCAUAUCUUAGAUAUGGUAUUUAUGCCGUGUGUGUCUUAAUCGGUCUUCCCCUUAUUUGCUUUCUAGUUAUCUAUCUUCCGAACGAAGCUCCUGCAAGUGAAGGGAUUUCAGAGAUUGCGGUGGCUGCCAAAUCUCCUGUUUAUUUACAUCCAGUUUUGAGACCUGUUAGACAAGAAACUGCGGAAUAUCAAGAUGCAGACAAUGAUUGGACUUUGAAAAUUCAUGAUCCAGAUGACCCAAUUAAAAAGGUUCCGAAUGUGUGCAAAUGGCAAUAUCUUGAUAACAAUUCCAAAUUGUUUAACAACCACGUUCAGAAGCUAGGCAAGUAUUAUGAAAACGCCAGGCCAGUGAAGAGACUGAUACUAAUUGGUGACAUUCAUGGAUCAUUCAAACCUUUGAUGAGAUUACUUAAGCGUGUGAAAUACAACCAUGAGUUUGACCAGAUUGUCAUGUUGGGAGACUUUGUGGCCAAGGGUAAGAGGUCUAUGGAUGUUCUUGACUGGGCCGUACAGAACGAUGCCGGCUGUAUUCUAGGAAAUCAUGAAAUAGAGGUGUUGAAGAGAUACGUUCAGUAUCAUGGACUUUCCAAACUUUCUUAUGUGGGGAGACAUGGAAAGAAAGAGAAUAUUACCAAUUUGAUUGACAUCAAAGAAACAUAUGAUUUGGACGACUUGAUGAGAAUUGCAAAACAUAUGACUCCUGCACAUAUUAAAUACCUAAGGGAAUGUCCAUUGAUUCAAGAACUUGGACCCGUCCCUCACUUGACGAAUAGGAAACAGACGAGAUAUUUUCCAUUUCCCGCUGAGGGUUACGGUGCUCACGCUGGUUUACUUUGGAAUUUCGAUCAUAUCGAAGACCAGGAUCCAAUUGCCGUUACCACAAUGAGAAACCUUCUCCCACCUAACUGGACUGAAUCUACUGAAGAUAGACACGAUAUGAUAGAUGGUGUCAAAUCUCAGCCAUGGACCAAACACUGGAAUGCUAAACAGCGAAAAGAUGUAACUACAGCUUUGAACAAUUCCACUAAGGGUGAUUCUCUUACCCUUGGAAAAAAGGUAUACUAUGGUCAUGAUGCCCAUAGAGGUGUUACCUUGAGAGAAUAUUCUGCUGGCCUAGAUAGUGGAUGUGUUUACGGCCUUGCGCUCAGUUCUGAAGUGAUAUGGGCCGAAGUUGUCACCCCAAAGAAAGGUGGAAAACCAUUUAUUGCCUACAGAAAUCAGUUUGUUCAAGAAAACUGCUAG